UCUUUCGCGAGAGAGGACGUCCUUUGGGAGUAGUUUUGUUCGGGUUGUGAAAAUUUACGGAAAACUUUUCGCUUACUCAAUCAAAGUAUUUAAUGAGAAUUUCAGGUGUGAAAUAGCAAUUUUUUGUGUGUUGUAUGACUAGUUGGGGGGUGUAUGAAAAUAUUUUAACUGAUUUAAGGAGCCAAAUGCGGCGAGAAGCGUGACCCAGGCAUCACCACGAUGCACCAAUGUCUGCUUACAGUCACCCUACUGUGUAUCGCUGUCAAAGAUAUAUCAGGUAGCUGGGAAGAAUGGUGGACCUACGAUGGAAUAUCAGGUCCUGGAUUUUGGGGGCUCAUAAACCCUCAAUGGAGCAUGUGCAACAAAGGAAGGCGACAGAGUCCUGUCAAUAUUGAACCUGACAAGUUGCUCUUCGACCCUUGGCUUCGAGACAUUCAAUUUGACAAACAUAAGGUCAGCGGAGUACUUCAAAACACAGGUCAGUCACUGGUGUUCCGGGUAGAAAAGGACAGCAAACACCAAGUCAAUAUCAGCGGGGGUCCACUGUCCUAUCGGUAUCAGUUCGAAGAGAUCUACUUCCACUAUGGACUUGAUGAUAACAAGGGUUCUGAGCAUCAGAUCGACCAUCAUACAUUCCCGGGAGAAAUCCAGUUAUACGGUUUUAACAAGGAACUAUAUCACAACAUGUCGGAGGCUCAACACAAGUCGCAGGGAGUGGUGGGCAUCUCACUAAUGGUUCAGAUUGGCGAGCCUAUUAAUAAAGAGUUAAGGCUUAUAACGAGUGUUUUUAACAAAGUCACAUUUAGAGGUAGCUCCUAUCCCAUCAAGCACUUACCUCUCAGCUCGCUUCUACCCAACACGCAACAAUACCUUACCUACGAGGGUUCCACCACGCACCCCGGAUGUUGGGAGACAGCAGUAUGGAUUAUCUUCAACAAACCAAUAUAUAUAUCUAAACAGGAAAUGUACGCCAUUCGCCGUCUAAUGCAGGGGUCUCAGUUGACCCCCAAAGCUCCCCUCGGUAACAACGCUAGGCCAGUUCAGCCGCUACACCAUCGAACAGUUCGAACCAAUAUCAACUUUAAUAAGCAAGGAAUGCCGGUAUCCAGCAACUGCCCGGAUAUGUACCGAAACAUGCAUUAUACAGCUACGCAGUGGCCAAGAGAACACAGCAUGAGGUACAGAAGCGCUGAAGAUCUGGCAAUGCUUUCGCUCAACUGAACAAUUUAGCUUCAUAGUAUAAAAUGAUAGUUGCAUAAUAUUAGUUACAAUAGUUAUUAGGUAUAUAUUAUUAGUUAAGUUAAAAUGUCUGUAUAGAGAACGUUGAAAAAUUAUCGAUAAAACCAAAAGAGGCUUAACUUAGAUGGCGAUAUUUUUUCUGUUAAAUAAUAGCUAUACGAUAUUUUAUUGAAAAGUUGCGAGAGGUAAAUUGAAUAGUGACAUUAUUGGAACACUUUUUAGAUCGCGUGUGACGCGUCAAUCACAGCGCAUGAGAUCGAUGCGCCGCGACUGACGCAUCUACGUGUGUCAUCUGAAUUACAAUUUGAUAGAGUCAGCUUUUUCGUGAAAGUAGCGUCGAUGAGUUUUGACGCGUCAGUCGCGGUACAGCAUUCGCGAUGCCUCAAUUGACGUGCGUUUGUCGCAUCGGUAACAGUCUACUAUUCUAUAAAAUUUCGUAUAUCUUACAAAGCAACGCAUGCGGUGUUAUUGUUAAUUAUAUUUAUGAAUACAGAAAAAAAUCUGUUAUCAGGGUUGGAGCGUAACCUAAAACUAAUUCGGGAACACUCAUCGACAGAUUUUGUAUUCCACAGCUGUUCAAAUACAAAGUUUGCCGACCGGUAUUAUUUGAUUAGUUAUAUUGUAAAAUGAGUUAUCCGAACCCAACUAUUCUUAAUAUAUAAUGCAGUUAUGCGACACUUAAUCCAUGUAAGAUGAAGGAAAUUUUGGAUGCCUGUUUACAAAAAAAAAAACUCAUUUGCGUUUUAGGUACCGUCAAU
Messenger RNA from Pararge aegeria (speckled wood butterfly), 1997 nucleotides. RefSeq names its product carbonic anhydrase-related protein 10 (gene CARPA). The transcript is spliced from 11 exons. NCBI's taxonomy places the organism in Eukaryota, Metazoa, Arthropoda, Insecta, Lepidoptera, Nymphalidae. The record is from RefSeq and is a predicted model, not a curated record. Gene Ontology annotation, molecular function: carbonate dehydratase activity; zinc ion binding. Bases 220 to 1221 code for a protein of 333 amino acids.